Messenger RNA from Megalops cyprinoides (Indo-Pacific tarpon), 1013 nucleotides. RefSeq names its product spindle and kinetochore associated complex subunit 2 (gene ska2). Gene Ontology annotation, molecular function: microtubule binding. Gene Ontology annotation, biological process: chromosome segregation; mitotic cell cycle; cell division. Lineage: Eukaryota; Metazoa; Chordata; Actinopteri; Elopiformes; Megalopidae. The record is from RefSeq and is a predicted model, not a curated record. The transcript is spliced from 7 exons. Gene Ontology annotation, cellular component: spindle microtubule; outer kinetochore. Bases 25 to 717 code for a protein of 230 amino acids.
CCUGAGGAAUGUAAACUAUUCAACAUGGAGACAGCAGUCAAUGAGCUGGAGGCGAUGUUCCAGAAGGCGGAAGCUGACCUGGAAUACAUUGAAAAACAGUUGAAAUCUGAAUUCCUGACUGAGGCUCCUGAGAGUGGUGAUGCGGAGGAGAAUCCCAUAAAGUUGCUAGAAAACCUUUCCGCUGUCAAAGUUCAGUACAAGGCCCUGUGCGCCCAGAUGGAGGCGAUCUCUGUGGAACAGAAGCAGUCCGUGGAGUCGAUCCGAGCCUACCUCAACAACACGUUGCAGCUUGUGCAGGAGCUACAGCAAACCACUGACAUCGAGGCUCCCCCUUUGACUGAGAAAGAGAAGGAAGCUGCAGAGUUUCUCGGCUUACCUCUUCCACAACAUGCUGCAGCGAGUUUACCUACAUCAGAGCCCUCAGCCAGUGAGCAGCUACAGUCCCAGAGCAAGGACAAGUUUGUGGAGCUGAGCAAAGCGGAGCUUGAGGCCGUGCCGCGAAGCACCCGCUCCAACACCAAGCUGGCCGAUCUCAAUGACUUCUACAGGCAGCUGUUUGAGCACUUUGCAACCAGGAAGAACAGCAAGCCCCUCAGCUUGCAACAGAUGAAGAAAAUGAACCCGAAGGUGAAUGAUGCCAUGCUGAAAACACUGAAGCACCUAUCUGUCAUCAAGAUGGACAAUAAGGGACAUGUUUGCCUGGCAGCGAGAGAGUAAGGGACAGGCAAAGGGCUGUCUAAAGACUGCUGAGACAAAUGCAAAAUGGUUGCACAGACAUUACAUGGAUAGCAUUGGUAAAAAUGACUGGAAUACUGAUCCUGCCAGUGAUACCCUGCCACUCCCUGCCCGAAAGUGGGUAUUUCUACCCCUCUUUAAAGAAAAAAAGCAAGCAGAGAAUGGUUUUUCCAUUCUUCAUUAUCCUGGAGACUUGGGUCUAAAACGUCUGUGAGAAGUGAGCAUUCCAGGAGAAGUCGGGUUAUACAUUUCUUCAACUGCACUUUAAUUCCCAUUUC